AUGAGCCAAACCAAGCUUCACACAGACCACAGCUCCAAGCUCAGUGAGCUUGCUCAUCUGGUUACCUCCAAAAGCAGUUUCGUCAAAAAAAAAAUAUUUGGAAGACUACAAAAUACCACUAAUCAAAGAAAAUACAUACUCUCAGCCAUACCUAGAGGAAGAACCGCCGGAGAAUGCAACGAGAAGUUUAUCGGACGGCGAAAUCAUUGCAUUCGAAGUGACGGCGAACCUGAACUUCCCGAACAAAUUACUCCGGAAGCAAUCGGCGCAGUAUCUUCCUCCGUCUCCUCCACCGCCGCCUCCAGCAACCGCGGGGUGCGUAGAGACCAUGGCCUCGGUAACCUUGCAUUUAACGCAGAUGCUGCGAACACUCAAAUCGCCGCCGCGAGGGGAAGCAAGAUUGGGCUCGACCCCAUUGUCCGCCGCCUUAUGUUUCUUCUGAUCGUCUUCUCCGCCGGAAUAUUCGUUCCGGUAGCAACCCGAUUGGCAGGUCCCUGA
Molecule: messenger RNA, 498 nt
Organism: Striga asiatica
Lineage: Eukaryota; Viridiplantae; Streptophyta; Magnoliopsida; Lamiales; Orobanchaceae
Source: the annotation of a GenBank genome assembly